GCCCGGCCCAAGCCCUGGCGCAAGCUCACGGUGAAGGGCAAGGAGCCCUUCAUCAAGAUGAAGCAGUUCCUGUCGGACGAGCAGAAUGUGCUGGCUCUGAGGACCAUCCAGGUGCGGCAGCGAGGCAGUAUCACCCCGAGAAUCCGCACACCAGAGACCGGCUCGGAUGACGCCAUCAAGAGCAUCCUGGAGCAGGCCAAGAAGGAGAUCGAGUCGCAGAAGGGGGGUGAGCCCAAGAACUCGACAGCCCCACUGAGCAUCACCAAUGGCACAGCCCCCGCCAGCACCUCAGAAGAUGCCAUCAAGAACAUUCUGGAACAAGCGCGCCGCGAGAUGCAAGCGCAGCAGCAGGCCCUGCUGGAGAUGGAGGCAGGCCCCCGCGGCCGCUCGGUGCCUCCCUCGCCCCCAGAGCGGCCCUCGCUGGCCGCCGCGAGCCAGAACGGGGCCCCGACCCACGUCAAGCAGGAGGAGAGUGGUGUCGGCGGCGGUGGCGUCAGCGGUGGGGGGACCAGCAGCAGUGCCACACAGACAUCCCUCACGGUCCUGUCCCCCGCCGCCUUUGUGCAGAGCAUCAUCCGGAAGGUCAAGUCAGAGAUCGGCGAUGCCGGCUACUUCGACCACCACUGGGCCUCGGACCGCGGCCUCCUCAGCCGCCCCUACGCCUCCGUCUCGCCCUCACUCUCCUCCUCCUCCUCCAGCUACUCCGGCCAGCCCAACGGGCGGGCCUGGCCCCGUGGGGACGAGGCCCCCACGGCCCCCGAGGAGGAAGCGGCCGGGAGCGAGGACGAGCCCCCCAGGGUGGGUGAGCUCAAGGCCGAGGGGGGCGGCCCCGAGGGGGGCAGCGGCGGGCGACUGGCCUACUACCCGGCCUACGUGCCCCGCACGCUGAAGCCCACCGUGCCGCCCCUGACCCCCGAGCAAUACGAGCUCUACAUGUACCGGGAGGUGGACACCCUGGAGCUGACGCGCCAGGUCAAGGAGAAGCUGGCCAAGAAUGGAAUCUGCCAGAGGAUCUUCGGGGAGAAGGUGCUGGGUCUGUCACAGGGCAGUGUGAGUGACAUGCUGUCCCGGCCGAAGCCGUGGAGCAAGCUGACGCAGAAGGGGCGGGAGCCCUUCAUCCGCAUGCAGCUGUGGCUCUCGGACCAGCUCGGCCAGGCCGUCAGCCAGCAGCCCAGCGCCUCCCAGGCCAGUCCUACUGAACCAAGGUCCUCGCCAUCCCCACCCCCUAGUCCCACGGAGCCGCCGGAGAAGGCAUCCCAGGAGCCCCUGAGUCUGACACUGGAGAGCAGCAAGGAGAACCAGCAGCCGGAGGGACGCUCCAGCUCCUCGCUAGGUGGAAAGAUGUACUCGGGCAGCCAGACCACAGGGGGCAUCCAGGAGAUCGUGGCCAUGUCCCCCGAGCUGGACACGUACUCCAUCACCAAGAGGGUCAAAGAGGUCCUCACGGACAACAACCUAGGGCAGCGGCUAUUUGGGGAGAGCAUCCUGGGGCUGACACAGGGCUCCGUGUCGGACCUGCUGUCCCGACCAAAACCCUGGCACAAGCUGAGCCUGAAGGGGCGGGAGCCCUUUGUGCGCAUGCAGCUGUGGCUCAACGACCCCCACAAUGUGGAGAAGCUGAGGGACAUGAAGAAGCUGGAGAAAAAAGCCUACCUGAAGCGCAGGUACGGCCUCAUCAGUACCGGCUCAGACAGUGAGUCUCCAGCCACCGGCUCCGAGUGCCCCAGCCCCUGCCUGCAGCCCCAGGACCUGAGCCUCCUGCAAAUCAAGAAGCCGCGAGUAGUGCUGGCCCCUGAGGAGAAGGAGGCACUGAGAAAGGCCUACCAGCUGGAGCCUUACCCCUCCCAGCAGACCAUCGAGCUCCUCUCCUUCCAGCUCAACCUCAAGACCAACACCGUCAUCAACUGGUUCCACAACUACAGGUCCCGGAUGCGCCGGGAGAUGUUGGUGGAGGGGACCCAAGAGGAACCAGAUCUCGACCCCAGUGGGGGUCCUGGCAUCCUACCGCCAGGCCACUCCCACCCAGACCCCACUCCGCAGAGCCCCAGCUCUGAGGCUGAGGACCAAAAGCCUACCGUGAAGGAACUAAACCUUCAGGAGGGUCCCGAGGAGAGCGUCACACCCCUGACCACGCAGGACAAGACGCAAGUGAGGAUUAAACAGGAACAGACUGAGGAAGCUGAGGAAGAGGCAGGCAGCCAGGACUCAGAGGAGCUGGACAAAGGCCAAGGUGCCCCCAAAGAGGCGCAUCCUGACCCUCUGGGUAACGACGGACUCCCAAAAGCAGCCCCGGGGCUCCUCCUUCCAGGCGGGACCACCCCAGCCUGCCCCUCGCUACAGCCCCUCCAGGAGAGCGAGGGCGGGGAGUGGCUACACCCGGACCCUCUAAGUUUUAAGUCGGCCUCAGAGUCCUCACGCUGCAGCCUAGAGGUGUCGCUGAACUCCCCCUCAGCUGCCUCCUCGCCAGGCCUCAUGAUGUCUGUGUCACCUGUUCCUUCCUCUUCAGCGCCCAUCUCCCCAUCCCCACCCGGCACCCUCCCUGCCAAAGUGCCGAGUGCCAGCCCCACUGCCGACGCAACCGGGGCCUUGCACCCCAGCAUCAAGGUGAACCCCAACUUGCAGCGGCGGCAUGAGAAGAUGGCCAACCUGAACAGCAUCAUCUACCGGCUGGAGAGGGCUGCCAAUCGCGAGGAGGCCCUGGAGUGGGAGUUCUAAAGGUGGGGGCAAGGGGCUCGCCGCGGGGCCACCUUCCCUCUCACUCAGGGCGGGGUGAGGAAGGGAGGAGCUCAGCCAUCAAAACGUGGACCGCAGUGUCGCGCCGCUUGACAUCUUUGGUUGU
Physeter macrocephalus (sperm whale) is the source of this 2839-nucleotide messenger RNA. RefSeq names its product homeobox protein cut-like 2. The transcript has 8 exons. The annotation marks the transcript as partial. The record is from RefSeq and is a predicted model, not a curated record. Gene Ontology annotation, molecular function: RNA polymerase II transcription regulatory region sequence-specific DNA binding; DNA-binding transcription factor activity, RNA polymerase II-specific. Gene Ontology annotation, biological process: regulation of transcription by RNA polymerase II. NCBI's taxonomy places the organism in Eukaryota, Metazoa, Chordata, Mammalia, Artiodactyla, Physeteridae. Gene Ontology annotation, cellular component: nucleus.